Penicillium antarcticum is the source of this 1035-nucleotide messenger RNA. Its product is annotated as SGNH/GDSL hydrolase family protein. The transcript is spliced from 4 exons. The record is from RefSeq and is a predicted model, not a curated record. Lineage: Eukaryota; Fungi; Ascomycota; Eurotiomycetes; Eurotiales; Aspergillaceae. Gene Ontology annotation, molecular function: hydrolase activity, acting on ester bonds. Bases 1 to 1035 code for a protein of 344 amino acids.
AUGCUUCGUUUAGCUACAUAUACCCUAGCGGCAAUCUCGAAUAUUCCACUCGCCCAGGCUGGCCCUCUAUCAAAACAGACAUCCAAAUUUGACUGGUCAUCAACAAAUGCUGUGAUUGCUUUUGGUGAUUCCUACACCUAUGUACAGGGAACCCAGGGCCGCCAGAACUUCAGUUUCAUUGGAGAUCAAUUCGAUUUUGCCUAUGAUACGGAAACACUGUUGUCUAAUAAGAUAGUUCAGAAUCAGACGGGAACCGCAGAAGGCGGACCAAACUGGAUCGAAUAUCUCACAGAUUGCGGCGUCAAAGACGGCCUAACUUCCCCAAAGAGCUGCGAGAAACAACUCUGGGAUUUUGCAUUUGCAGGAGCCGACAUUUCAACCGAAUACAUACCCCUACACCACAACUACACCCUCUCCCUUGAAAACCAAAUAACACAAUUCACCCAAUACGGCCACCCAGCCCUACAGAAAAACAAACAAACGACCAACCCAAAGGAAACCCUAGUAGCAAUAUGGAUAGGAAUAAACGACAUAAGCGACAGCGCAAAAUACCCCGUCCCCUCCUUCCAAGAAUUUUACAAAACCCUAACAAAAUCCCUCUUCGCCUCCGUCGAAUCUCUCUACGAUCUCGGGUACAGAAAAUACCUGUUCAUGAAUUUACCACCGUUAGACCGGACACCUGGAAACCAAGCUGAUAUUAAUCCGAGUCCGAAUGCCACGCAGGUUGCGUGGUACAACCAGGCGUUAGAGACUCAGGCGGAUGCUUUUGGGGCUGGGCAUGGAGAUGUCGAGGUUAGGGUUUUUGAUGCUCAUUCGAGGCUGGCUGCGAUGCUUGAUGGACCUGCGAGGUAUGGGAUUGUUAAUACUACCGGGUUUUGUGUUGGAUAUGAUCAGCCUGAUAUUGAGGUUGAGUAUUUGAAGUAUGGGUGUCCCGUGCCGUUGGAGGAGUAUUUUUGGUUUAAUUCCGGGCAUUUGACUAGUCACGUGCAUCGGGUUUUGGCUGAGGAGUUGGAGGGAUGGCUGAAGAGUAAAUGA